UGUUUAUUUUUUUUUUAUUUAUUUAUUUUUUUGUAAUAAUACUUGUAAGUCAUUCGUUGUAGUUUUUAAUAAGACGAUAUCGUUGGCGUUAUUUUUAUGUAAUGACAAAUAUUUUGUGAGAACGCAUACGCAGUGCACGCCAACGUUUUCUAAGACAUACUGCUGCCAAACAAGUUAAACUAUAACUUAGUUAUUUUUAGAGCGCAAAAAAAAAAAAAAAAAAAAACUAAAUGACUUUAUAUACUCAGUGUUACUGGAAACUACAAAUGGAAACGGUUUGAUUCUGCUGAACACUCUGAACCCUGACAGGCCCACCAUGAGCCUGAAUGAAUUCUGCCGCGUGUGCGGUUCAGCGUUGAAAGGAAACCAGCGGCGCUGGAUAUUUGGGAAGCAGCAGUCCACAGGGACUAAGACCAGUCCUGGAAACCUGAGUCUCACUGGUAAGGGGGGUCGGGAAUGGGGCAGCAGCGCUUCCCUCAACUCUCCUUCAACGGCCUCCUCGUCUUCCCCCACUUCUAGAAUGGACCUGCACGCCAUCCUCACUCAUGUGCUGGGCAGGGAGAUACCAAGGAAAGACGGGCGGGGGGAGUUUCUGUGUGGGAAGUGCGUGUCUGUUUUGGAGCGUGUCUUCAAGUUCGACACGGUCAUCGCGAGGGUGCGCACCCUGUCCCUGGAGAAACUGCAGCGCCUGGCUUCCGAAAAGGAGAAAAUGUGCAGCUGGAUGUCUGGCAUUUACACACGGCGCCACUUCAAUUCCAGGAAGUCUGACACCAGCGUGGUGGAUAGAAUGAGUGACGUAGACUCGAACAAUGGCUACCAGGCCAUGCUGAGAGAGAACAUGGCGCUUUCUGAAUACGAAUGUUGGUCUGAGAAGUGGGAUUCUUGUCCCUAUUACAGGAAGACAGGGAAAUGCUGCCAGAAAGGGAAGAAUUGUGAAGGAUGCAAUGCUCUGAGAGUCUCUGAUUCUGAUUAUGAGUCGGUGUGUGGCGUACCCAGACGACUAGCCAACAGCACCCAUCGCCAGAACUCCUCCUCCUCCCAAUUCGCCUUAUCCCGAGAUAAAUCCAGAAGCAUGCCUCUCGAUUGGCUGAAUCGCUCGUAUUCCAGUUCUAAAAGGGGACACUCUCUGCAAUAUGGCAGCACCUUGAGUGUCGGCUCAAGCCAAUCGCUUAACUGUGACACCCCGGGUCCCACCUCUAGGUCCAACUCCGUCCUAUCAUUGGACUCUGAGGGCUUCCCGGACCCUUUUGAUUGGCCGGUUGGUGACAGUGAUGUGACGUUGCCGGUUUUAAUGGAAGUUUUGAGGAAGAUCCGUGAGAUUGAAUAUAGGCCUGUUCAGUCCCCCCCUCGGAGCAAGAUUCCUGUCUGGGACAGGGCUGGUCAGGGGAAGGGAGGGACUCCAGGCAGGCAGGAGAGGGGAGGAGGGGGAGGUCUACAGAGGGCGCUGAGUUUCGGAGAGUCACUGGAUGGAGAGAACGAAGACGACGUCUUGACUGAACUCCAAGAUGAGUAUCUACCACUGAACAGAGGGAAGCUGGUGCAGAGACAGAAGCUGCAGACUGCAGUCAGGCAGCUGAGAGGACAGCUAGAGCAGGCCCAGGCUCGGAUCAGGACCCUGCAGGAGCAGCUGGAAGGAGGGGCUACCCACCCAGUGGGUGUGUCCAAGACUCUAGCACCCCCAAGCCUCCUAUCGAAGGAAUGGCAUGAGUCCCAGGCUGAAGCUUCGCUGGUAGACGGACGGCACAGCACAGAGCACAUUGCACAGGAGUGCAUCGCUGUGAUCCAGGAGGCUAGUCUCGGGCGUGCUGUGGAGGCAAAGUUUUCCGAGCUGAAGGCAACAGAGAGAGAGGUGCAGAGUCUGAGACAGACAGCCAGAGAGAAGGACAGAGACCUGGUGCGCUUGGCAACCGUGCUACAGAGCAACGAGGACACCAUCCAUGCCCUACGCUGGGAGCUGUCUCAGAAGGAAGGUGCACUGCGGGAGAGGCAGAGCAUGCUGGAGAGAGAGAGGGAGGCGUGGACACACAGAGACACACUGCAGACGGGGCUGCUGGCAGAGAGGGAAGCGCUGCUGAGCUCACUGCAGGGGGCGCUGGAGAGCAGCCAGAGAGACGUGCAGGCGUUGUCGGAGUCUGUGAUAAGCCAGGGAGUGGAGGGGGCUGGGGCAGCUGCCCAGCUAGCCAGUCAGCUGCAAGAGAAGGAUGCGAUGCUGGGUCAGCUCCUGAGAGAACAGAGAGAGCAGAGCGAUGCCCACUGGCAGGAGGUGAAACAGCUCCUGACUGCGCUGGAGAGCAGGGAGAUCAUUAUACAAGAGCAGUCUGCACAGCACAGCCAGGCUCUGUCUCAAUCCUCCCUGGAGCUGUGUGAGGCACAGAGAGAGCUGAGAGAGAGGGAGAGGGAGAGAGCGAGGGAGGAAAGUGGAGCCGCACUGGAGAGAGAGAGGGAGGAGAGAGGGCUGAGGAGCAUGCUGGAGCAGAGGGACCGGCUCAUACAGCAGGUUUUGGCCGACGCCGAGGAGAAAGACGGGCUCCUGUUCAAACUGCAGCAGCAGGUCAACGAGCACUAUGAUUUCAGAACGGGGAUGAAACAGACUCUCUGAGGAAACCCUGUCCAAGACAACAGUGCCGAAACAAUUAUCCAGCAAGGCAGUGCAAUACUGCCACCUGGUGAAGACUUUAGAAAUGGUGACCACAGAUUUGACCAGUGAAAAGCCCCCUGAGAAUAGGGGUUGAACUCCUCGGCAAUGAUGCUCAUGUGGACUUUGCCCAAGAACCGCUUCACUGCCAUCCAAACUACUGAAGAGCUUGUUCUUGCCACAAUAAAGUGCUAACUGUGUUUUUUAUUUUCUUCAUUUGUAUAGUUUAGUGGUGAUUAACGUGCUAAGCUUCACUAAUAAUGUGUUAUUAACAGUAUAGAGACUUUGACAACUGCAGUGACAUCAUGAGGAUUUGAUUAGUCUAGAGCCCACUGGAACAUGGUCAAUAUGUGUCCUUUAUAUCCAGAGAAUGUAGAGUAAUCCUUUCACUGCCAGCGAUUCGGGCUUGAACUGGUCUCUGCACUCCUUGUGCCGAGACCAGCAGUGGUGACGGGUACUGUCAAAUUAGCAAAUUAUAUUGUAUUAACUUCUAAAUGCUGCUGGCAAGGUCGCUGGAAGUGAAGAUUCAUAAACAUACGACAGCCGGAAUGAAGGCAGUUAGUGUGGCUGCAUUUUAAAUAACCCAGCUGCUGUGUCAGGUGCCGUGGGCUGUAGGGAGAUAUUUCUGACCCCUAGAUUCCUGUCUUCAAACUGAAUUUGAGUUUUUUUCCAACUUAUGAGUAUAUAGCUUUUAAAUUUUUUUAUAUAUGGCUUUUUUGGUAUUGUGGGUUGGUUAUGGUAGAAAUGUAAUCCUGGUACUGGUAUGUCAUCACUUUAACUAAGGAGCACAGGGUUAAUAUGAUCAGUAUAAUAAAAAUAGUUGCAUAAAAUGAAAUGCUUAUGGCUAAUUCUGGUAAAUAAAAAUCUAUUUUCUGUAGACACAACUUUGAUAAG
Polyodon spathula (Mississippi paddlefish) is the source of this 3529-nucleotide messenger RNA. RefSeq lists its product as uncharacterized. Gene Ontology annotation, molecular function: zinc ion binding. The transcript is spliced from 11 exons. Gene Ontology annotation, cellular component: nucleus. The coding region runs from base 317 to 2599 and encodes 760 amino acids. The record is from RefSeq and is a predicted model, not a curated record. NCBI's taxonomy places the organism in Eukaryota, Metazoa, Chordata, Actinopteri, Acipenseriformes, Polyodontidae.